This is a messenger RNA of Syzygium oleosum, 2201 nucleotides long. Its product is annotated as patellin-3. Lineage: Eukaryota; Viridiplantae; Streptophyta; Magnoliopsida; Myrtales; Myrtaceae. Bases 231 to 1730 code for a protein of 499 amino acids. The transcript has 4 exons. Gene Ontology annotation, molecular function: lipid binding. The record is from RefSeq and is a predicted model, not a curated record.
GCUCGCUCCGCCACAAACGCCCACCGACCCGACCCGACCCCGACCACGACCCGUCCAGACGGAGGCCCCACUUCGCGCCCCGACGUUAGUAAGUCUGGAGCCAUCAUCAUCAUCACCUUCGCCUCAAAAAGAAAGAAAGCCUCUUUCCCCCUCUCUCUCUCUCGCGUCCCGUCACUGGCAAAACCUCCCACCACCAUUUUCCGCCAUACCCAUCUCCAUCCGUUCCAGCAAUGGCCGAUGUAGCCGCGCCGCCGCCGCCGCCGCCGCCGCCGCAAGAGACGGAGGAGCUCCCGCCCCCGGAGCCGCCGCUCGCGGAGCCGCCGAGGGAGCAUGCUCCAGCGGAGCAGGGGGAGCUGCCCCCGGCGGAGCCUGCGCCGCCAGCCGCCGCCGCGGUGGCGAUGACCACGGCGGUGGAGUCCGAGCUGCUGGAGAAAGCGCCGCCGGCCCACGAGGAGGUCGUCGUCUCUGUCGACGCCACCAAGAAGCCGGAGCCGCCGGCCGAGCCGCGGAAGGUCACGCAGCCCUUUGCUUCCUUCAAGGAGGAGAGCAACAAGGUCGCCGAUCUCUCCGAUCCCGAGAGGAAUGCUCUGGAGGAGCUGAAGCAGCUCUUCCAGGAAGCGCUCAACUCCAACACGUUCUUCUCCAAGCAAGCCCCAGAGCAAGAACCCGAAACCGGCGAUGCUUCCGUCUCCGCUGGAGAAGCCUCCAUCUGGGGGAUCCCGCUGCUCAAGGACGAGCGGACCGACGUCGUCCUGCUCAAGUUCCUCCGGGCUCGUGACUUCAAGGUCAAGGACGCGUUCGUCAUGCUGCGGAGCACGGUCCGCUGGCGAAAGGACUUCAGCAUCGACGCCUUCGUGGACGAGGACCUCGGCGACGAUCUUGAGAAGGUCGUGUUCAUGCACGGCCACGAUCGGGAGGGCCAUCCCGUGUGCUACAACGUCUAUGGGGAGUUUCAGAACAAGGAGGUGUAUCAGAAGACGUUCGCCGACGAGGAGAAGCGGGCCAAGUUCUUGCGGUGGAGGGUCCAGUUCUUGGAGAGGAGCAUCCGGAAGCUCGAUUUCAAUCCGGGUGGCACUUGCACUAUUUUUCAGGUGAGCGAUCUCAAGAAUUCCCCGGGACCGGGGAAGCGCGAGCUCCGGAUCGCCACCAAGCAGGCUCUCCAGAUGCUUCAGGACAACUAUCCCGAGUUCGUGGCCAAGCAGGUGUUUAUCAAUGUUCCCUGGUGGUAUCUGGCGUUUUACGCAAUGGUCAGCCCUUUUUUGACCCAUAGGACCAAGAGCAAGUUUGUGUUUGCAAGCCCCUCGAGAACCGUGGAGACGCUUUUCAAGUACAUUUCUCCUGAGCAAGUACCGGUGCAGUAUGGUGGCCUGAGCGUAGAUUAUUGCGAUUGCGAUCCCGAAUUUACUGUUUCCGACCCUGCAACCGAGAUGACAGUUAAGCCGGGGACCAAACAAAUUGUGGAAAUCAUGAUCUAUGAGAAAUGUGUUAUCACUUGGGAGCUCCGUGUUGUUGGGUGGGAAGUCAGUUAUGGUGCUGAGUUUGUGCCUAACACUGGUGGAUAUUCAAUCAAUAUCCAGAAGCCCAAGAAGAUGUCACCUGCGGAUGAGCCGGUGGCGCAUGGAACCUUCAAAGUUUCGGAACUUGGCAAAGUGUUGCUCACUGUUGAUAACCCUACCUCAAAGAAGAAGAAGCUUCUCUACAGGUUCAAGAUUGACCUAUUGGGUGAUUGAGCCUGCAAAAUUAAUCAUAGUUAGCCAAACGCAAUAUAUUCUCGGAUAUAUUGGUGAGUAAGAAGUCUCUGGUGCUCAUAUUUGUCCUCUCUCCUGGAGAAAGUUUGAUUGGCGGUCAAUCCUUGUACAUUAUGUGUCACAUCUUCCUUUUGUUUAGUUCAUCUAUUUGCGGUUUGGAUUUUGAGGUUUAGGCUUUAGCUUUUUUGAACCCUUUUUGUUUUUCACAUGGUCGCCAUUUCUUGUUUUCCCCUCCUGGUGAUGAGAGGCACGAUCUGGAAAAUUUUGAAUUUGGAGUACCAACUUGCUCCCAGUGGCUAUGUUGGAUACCUCUAGGUGAAGGUGGGAAGAUAUCGCCAUGGAGACACUAGUGGUAUAGUGUGGCAUCUGUAUUGUUUUUUUUCUGUUCACUGUUGAAUGUGAUUUGCAUUUGCUCUUGAUGUACAUUAAUGGAAUGUGCUUGAAGUUUACAUA